CCGAACCCAUUCCCGAGAGCGCGUUUGCCCGCGCUUCGAAUUUCAAAAUUAAUCAUAGAUUUUAUUUUUUACUUUUUUUCCGGCCAGUGCUAAGAAAAACGCAAACACGUUGCGUUCAAGUGCCAGUGUUUGUAUAGUUGAAAGUUUGGCGUGUGACUUGAUAUUCCAUUUUAAAGGACCAGUCCAGGCUGCCAAGAUGACUCUAGAACAGCCAACAGGCGAGAUGUGGCAGAAGAUCCGCGAGGAGCUGAACGAGAAUGCAGACACCAAGGACGCCGACCUCGCUCACAUCAAAGAGUGGCUGAAGAAGGAGCCACAUCUGCCUGACGAAUUUGAUGACCAGCGUAUCAUGACCUUCCUGCGCGGCUGCAAGUUCUCCCUGGAGAAGACCAAGCGUAAACUGGACAUGUACUUCACCAUGAGGACGGCUGUGCCGGAGUUCUUCACAGACCGCGACGUUAACCGGCCAGAAUUACAGGAGAUUCUCAAUAUGGUACAAAUGCCCCCACUACCUGGACUGACACCCGAUGGACGACGUGUCAUUUUCAUGAGAGGUCUGGACAAGGAUGUGCAAACGCCCAACGUAGCUGAUGCCUUCAAACUGGCCUUCAUGAUGGGUGACGUCAGGCUGAACGAGGAGAAGGAGGGUGUCGCUGGAGACAUUUACGUCCUAGACGCCUCUGUCGCCACCCCCACACAUUUCUCAAAAUUCACCCCCACUUUGGUGAAGAAAUUCCUAGUCUGUGUUCAGGAGGCCUACCCAGUCAAACUAAAGGCGGUGCACGUGAUCAACAUCUCACCUCUGGUUGACAAGAUCGUCAACUUUGUCAAACCUUUCAUCAAGGACAAGAUCAAAGAAAGGAUCUUCUUGCACUCCGACGCGAGUGAGCUCUACAAGCACAUUCCCAAGGAAAUGCUGCCAGCCGAAUAUGGCGGCAACGCCGGUAACAUGUCGGAUUUACACAAUGCAUGGGUAAAGAAAAUGGACGAGUACACAGACUGGUUCAAACAGCAAGAGGAUGUGAAAGCCAACGAAGCCCUGAGACCAGGCAAGCCGACCAACUACGACGAGCUCUUUGGAAUCGACGGUUCCUUCCGCCAGCUGGUCAUAGAUUAAACAUAAUUGUAUUCUCAAUUUAGUAGGAUUACUGUCAAAGAGAUUCUCAUUAUUUAGAUAGCAUCUAUUACUAUCGCUUUUCGAGUUACCAGCGUUAAUUACCAUACUUAAUGUUGUCAACCAAAGGUUUUGCUCAAUUAGGUGUUGAUAUUAUUGAUCUUUUAAAUCUAUCGGUUUUUUUAAACAUUUGAUUGAAUUAAAUACUCUUUUUU
This is a messenger RNA of Plodia interpunctella (Indianmeal moth), 1329 nucleotides long. RefSeq lists its product as uncharacterized. Gene Ontology annotation, cellular component: membrane. The coding region runs from base 197 to 1117 and encodes 306 amino acids. Lineage: Eukaryota; Metazoa; Arthropoda; Insecta; Lepidoptera; Pyralidae. Gene Ontology annotation, molecular function: phosphatidylinositol bisphosphate binding. The record is from RefSeq and is a predicted model, not a curated record. The transcript has 8 exons.